CCUAAUGGACUUGUGAGCAUGAGAACCCUCAUUGGAUCCUUAAAACUAAAACAAACAAACAAACAAACAAACAAACAAACAAACAAAGUUAGGUAGCAGGUACUUAGGAUCUCAGCUCCAGGAGGGAAGAAACAGAUGGAUCCCUGGGCUCACUGCCCAACCAUCCUAGUCUAUUUAUGGCUGAAGAAACACUGUCCAAAUCAGUAUCACAUCUACAGUGAGUCAUUCAAGCAACAUGACAUAACUGGGCGAGCCCUGCUGAGACUCACAGACAAGAAGCUGGAGCGCAUGGGGGUCGCCCAGGAGAACCAGCGACAGCACAUCCUGCAGCAGGUGCUCCAACUGAAGGUUCGGGAAGAAGUCAGAAACCUGCAGUUACUCACACAAGCCUCGACGGAUUGUUCUCCAUAACCAUGUUAGCCCAGCAAGCCGCUGUCCUGCCAGUGGAUAAGAGUGUGACCUGUUCCCCAGAGAAAUACUGACUCAUGGCCCUGCCAGAAGAGAUCCUUGGAGCACUGACAGAUUAACCAGACUGACUGAGAAAACGCCUAUUCAGUCAAGAUUAUGGACUUUGCGAGCAGAAAAAAAAAAACCUUAGUUUGCUGUGGAUUUUCAAAUGAGGUGCAUAACAUACAGUGCCAACUCAUUCCAAGUGGUCAUUGGCAGACCAUUAGCCAGAAAUUGGCUUCUGGUUUUCAUCACUGUGCAUAACUCAAGUUCCCCUUGGGCUCCAUCUGUGCCCCUCACUACAAGUUCUGUUUUAGCAUGGCAACCACUGGAUUAUUUUCAUUAAGUGUGCAGAUGGCAUGAUGUUC
Molecule: messenger RNA, 815 nt
Organism: Rattus norvegicus (Norway rat)
Lineage: Eukaryota; Metazoa; Chordata; Mammalia; Rodentia; Muridae
Source: RefSeq